Molecule: messenger RNA, 1682 nt
Organism: Paramecium octaurelia
Lineage: Eukaryota; Ciliophora; Oligohymenophorea; Peniculida; Parameciidae
Source: the annotation of a GenBank genome assembly
AUGGCUAACACACUAAUUUAAGCAUUUAGAAAUCUUAAAAUGAGAUCGCAAAUCAUCUCUCUUGAUAUAAUGAUUCUCCUUUUAGUCUUAAGCAUAGCUGGAAUUGCCAUUUAUGUUGAAAUCAAGAUAUUUUAUUAUAUAUCAGAAAGAUCCUUGCAGAACACUUUAGUAAUUUCAGACAUCAAGUAAAUUUCUCUUACCACCCAUUUGAUGAAACAUUAUAUCAAAGAAAAACAUAAAAUUAGUAUUUAAAUUUAUUAAAUUCAUUUAGGCAUUUUAUUAGCUGAUCAUAUUUCUUCUUUCUUGCACUUUUAUUCGAAAAUCUAACACGAAGUUAAUUUUACAAAACCUAUUGACCCUUGUUAUUCAUUUGAUCAAUACAUACAUAACUUGUAAGUAGAAAAAACUCAAAAAAUGUGUUAUUCCAUUUAUGGGAAUAUAAAUUUAUAGGAUUCAUUGUAAAAGAGUCCUGAUAUUCAAUAAUUGUAUAACGGUCUCAGAUUGUUGGAGGAUUUUGGAGUGGAAUUAAAUAAGUUUUAUCCAGAUUUUAUGCAAUUUGUGGAUAUCACUGAUAUAAAUUUUAAUGUCUUAUAUCCCUUAGGAUAUUACGUACCUAAUUAUAAUCUUAGUACAAGGGCUUGGUAAAAUCUUAUUUGAAACUUAGGUAUGUUGACCAUAUUAAAAAGGCUUAAGAGGAUCCAAGCCAAUUCUACUUUUUUACCGAUGUUUACAGGAUGAUAGUUGGAGAUUAUAAUUAUUAUUUCUCAAUUACUUAAUCUUUAUUUAAUAAAGACAAACAAUUUAUUGGCAUUUUGAAAAUGAUGCAAACCAUAGACGACCUAAAUAUGUAAAACACAAAAUCUAACAUAAUGUUAAUCAAUAAAUAUGGGUAAGUAAUCUAUAAAGAGAUGGAGAAUCAAGAAUUCUAUAAUAAUAGUUAAGUUUUUUAUAUUUAUAAUGAAACGAUUACUGGUUUUAAUAAUUCUGAUUGGGAAAUAAUAGAAGAUUAGGCUAUCUCUAACAUAAAAACAGAAUUUGAGAAUGAAAGCGAGCAAUAUAAAUGCAUUAUUUUAUAUAACAAAUUCUAUAAAUCUUCAGUACAUUUGAGAAGUGAAAAAUUUAUAAAAGAGAAUUUUACGUUAAUAAUGUAAUUUAUGAUUAUGACUAUUAGAUACACCAACAUCACAACCAAGAAAAAUUUAGAGGAAUAAUUUGAAGCAGCAUUUCUUGAAUCUGAAAAUUGGAUUUUAAUUGCAGCUUGCUCAAUCUUAUUCUUGGGAGCUUUAUCAAUUAGCAUGAGUAUAUGUUAUAUAAACAUCAUCUGUUAACCUUUGAUAGAGAUCAAUCAUAAAAUAUCAAACCAUGUAUUAUCAGUUGGAAAUAAUCUCAACCGUUAGAUUUUCAAAAUUUUGCUACCUUAAAGGAAAGCAUCUAAUCUAUAUGCUAAAUUAAAUGAACAGCUUUGGAAUUUAUAAGAUACAAUCCAAAUAAGAUAAAAAAAAAAGUGUGAACAAUGUAUCCUCAUUGAAAAAAUGUUUUAUCAUAGAAAAGAUAUUAAUUUAAAUUGCAAUCAGAUAAAAACCGCUGUCAGCAACAUUUAAGGAGAUACAGUAUUAGAUUCACUAGAACUUUACAAAUUAUUCUAAUUUACGCUUUAAUAGUUCAAAACUUAAGAAUUAUGA